Messenger RNA from Medicago truncatula (barrel medic), 2049 nucleotides. RefSeq lists its product as uncharacterized. NCBI's taxonomy places the organism in Eukaryota, Viridiplantae, Streptophyta, Magnoliopsida, Fabales, Fabaceae. The transcript has a single exon. Bases 145 to 1512 code for a protein of 455 amino acids. The record is from RefSeq and is a predicted model, not a curated record.
ACAUUAAUUGAUUUUAGACAUGAAUGAUGUUGAGAGUAUCUCCACCGAAAAAAUAGACUAUUUCACUCUUAUUUAUAGAGGAAUUACUUGUAUGAUCUCUCUUGCAACAACAACAUUGUGUGUUGUUUUCUGCUUAAUAUUUGAAUGAUGACAUCCUCUAUCGUUCAAAGAGUUUCAGAAUGUUUUAUCAAACCACUACACCCUAUUGAAGAUUCAAAGCAAAUUUCUUAUUUAACAGGUUGGGAUAUUGCUAUGUCAUCUAUGCACUAUAUCCAAAAAGGCCUAUUAUUCAAAAAACCAACAACUUCACCAAAUAAUCAACAAGAUUUCAUUGAGAGUCUAUUGAAGAAGCUUAAAUACUCCCUCUCUCAUGCUCUUUUCCAUUUCUAUCCUCUUUCUGGCCGCCUUGUCACCCACAAAACUCAACACCCUCCCUCUUAUACCAUUUUUGUUGAUUGUAGUAACAAUAACCCUGGAGCUAGAUUCAUCUAUGCGACCGCAGACGUGACCAUAUCUGAUAUCCUCUCACCUGUUGAUGUUCCUCCAAUUGUUGAGUCAUUCUUUGAUCUCAACAAAGCAAUCAACCACGACGGUCACACCAUGCCAUUGUUAUCAAUUCAAGUCACAGAGCUAGUGGAUGGUGUUUUCAUAGGUUGUUCCCUGAAUCAUUGUAUUGGUGAUGGUACCUCUUUCUGGAAUUUUUUUAAUAUAUGGUCUGAGAUAUUUCAAUCUCAAAGUUGUGAAAAUGAAAACGAUGUUCCCAUUUCGCGUCUACCUUUUCAUUAUCGUUGGUUUCUACAAGGUUACGGUCCACCUAUUAGCCUUCCCUUCAAACAUCAUGAAGAGUUUAUCAGCAGAUAUGAAUCUCCCAACUUCAGAGAUAGAUUCUUCCAUUUUACACCGGAGUCUAUUGUAAAACUGAAAGCAAAGGCGAAUAAGGAGUUUAACACAACAAAAAUAUCUUCGUUCCAGGCUUUAUCAGCACAUGUUUGGAGAUGUGUCACACGUGCACGCGGACUAACAAAUGAUCAAAAAACAAGUUGUAAGUUAGCUAUAAAUAAUCGACUAAGAUUGGAACCACCUUUGCCGCAGGAGUACUUUGGAAACACAGUUGAUGUGGUUAGUGCAGAAAUGACUGUGGACGAAUUGCUUCAGAAUAAUCUGGGAUGGGCAGCAUGGAAGGUUAAUGUGGCUGUGGUGAAUCACGACGACAAACAAGUGCGAAAGAUGCUGAAAGAGUGGUUAGAGUCUCCUGUUGUAUACCAACUCGGUCGCCACUUUGAUCCCCAAAGUAUCACAGUGUCUAGUUCGCCAAGGUUCAAUAUGUAUGGGAAUGAAUUUGGAAUGGGUAAAGCGAUGGCAGUUCUGAGUGGAUAUGCAAACAAAUUUGAUGGUAAUGUAUCAUCAUAUCAAGGGUAUGAGCAUGGAAGCAUAGAUUUGGCAUUGACCCUUACACCUAAUGCAAUGAGGGCCUUGGAAUUAGACGAGCAGUUCGUGAAUAUUGUGGUUUGAAGUGCCUAAAUUUAUUUACUGUUACUGGUUUGAUAAAUUUAUUGGCAAGUUUUGCUGAUAAUUUCAGGGAAGGGGACAUUAUAUUUGCCAUUAAAAAACUCAUGCAAUGUGAGGUAGUUCUUGAAUAUAAGAUGAAUUCAUUGUUCUUAUUUUUCAUAUCCAUAAGUAGAGGUUGUGAACAUGACUUGAUUGCAGCAUGUAGCUCCGUAAGAUGUCCCCAUUUUGGUUGCCUAACCAAACCUUGUGAAGCAUAGUCAAUCACAUAUUUGUUCAAUAUUUGCAAUUUCACUCAAAUGAAGAAAAGAAAGAACCAUACCAUAUUCAUCCAGUGGAGCUCCAUCAAGUAAGUUACCAAGAAAAAUAUAUUCAAAUUCAAAUAAUUUGAAAAAUCUACUGGUAUUUUACUACAUGGUCAAAAAAAGAAGUAAGAGAGAAAAGAGGAACAGAUUAUAGAAUAUAGAUAGUGAUGAUACCAUGUGGAGUAGUAAUUAACAUAGCUUCCUUUCUUGGCAAUGAACAAGGGAACAUUAUACGCAA